Colletotrichum chrysophilum is the source of this 1422-nucleotide messenger RNA. RefSeq lists its product as uncharacterized. The record is from RefSeq and is a predicted model, not a curated record. The coding region runs from base 1 to 1422 and encodes 473 amino acids. Lineage: Eukaryota; Fungi; Ascomycota; Sordariomycetes; Glomerellales; Glomerellaceae. The transcript has a single exon.
AUGCCAGGAGACAAUGAUCCGGCCGCUUCGACGGCGCUGAUAUCGGACAUCACCAGCGACAACGAGGGGGAGCAGGCGUACGAGGACGCCCCGACGAGACCCGGCACUUCACAAUCGAAGGCUCCGUCAGAAGACAAGGCACCGAGUGUAAAGGCGCCGUCUCAAAAGGCACCCAGCAGGCAACCUUCCGGCGAGCAGAGCAGGGCAGCCGUACCGGCGGGGACGGGUUCGCAGCAGGGAAGCAGACGAGGAUCCAACGAGGCAGCAGUACCAGGCGUCGCUGACGCCCCCAACACGGCCUCCGAAGCUGCCAUUGCCCGGGAUCGAGCCCCUGGAGAUGAGAACCGUGAGGCAUUCCGUGAUUCUACCAUCACGGCCGUCAGCGAGAGCACGGCACAGGUGCUGGGACGCGAAGGGCCGCCCAAGACAACGACUGACCCGGCGACCCCAGGAGUCCUGGCCGGCACCACGCCUGGCGGCGACAGAGGCCUUGAUGAUGACGACGACGAUGACGAGCUUGAGCCGCUGACCAAGUACGUGGACUGGAAGGAGCACAUCUCCAUCUCCAUCGGCCCCUUCAUCAUUCUCUUCUUCGAUCUAGCUCUCCCAGUCUGCAUUUACUACAGUUGGCUCCGUGCGCAGCGCAAUCGUCGCCGCGACGCCUGUGCGCCCGCAUACGAGGCCGGCGUCGAGUGCGGCCUCCCCGCCGUUGAGACAGUCGAGUCUCGCAUCCUGGGUUUUGCCAUUAUCGCCUUCGGUUUCGGCGAGGUGUACAUCCUCAUCGUGCGCGUCUACCGCCUCAUCGCAAAGUACGAAAAGUGCGCGCCGCUGCUGUCGAAGCACUGGUGGGAGCUGGACGCCACGACGUGGGUGUACGCGCUCGGCCUCAUCGCCGCGCUGGUGCCCUUCGUCUGCUCGACCACCGUCUACGACCCCUUCGUCGUCGAGUGGCUGUACCUCUACUCACCGGGCUUCAUGUUCAUGAUCCUCGACGCGAUCGCGCUGAUGACGCUGAUCCCGAUCAAGAUGCCGAUCCGCAUCAACUCGGACCCGGCGGGCGAGCGGCUCAAGCCCAUUGUGUACUACGCCGCCGAGGACUUCUUCGCCGUCGACGGCGCGCAGAACCGCGAGUUCCGCAAGCGCUACGUCGAGCGGUACAAGAAGUCGAUGAUGUUCCGCAAGAUGAUCCUCGAGCUGACGCUGUUCUGGAUCGGCGGGUGCUCGUGCUACCUGGGCUAUGUGGCCGCGAUUAUCUGGGACUUGGAGUUUGAGCGUGCGUUUGGCACGUCGUUGGGCGUCUUAUUUGGCUGGAUCAUCGUCUGGGGUGUGACUGCGAGAUUUUGGAUUGAGUAUGCGAUCAAGAGAGAAAAGAAGUGGUGGAAAGAGAACAAGGCCGAGAGAGAAGCGGCAAAGAUUCAAUGA